Morchella importuna is the source of this 1305-nucleotide messenger RNA. RefSeq lists its product as uncharacterized. The record is from RefSeq and is a predicted model, not a curated record. The transcript has 13 exons. Bases 1 to 1305 code for a protein of 434 amino acids. Lineage: Eukaryota; Fungi; Ascomycota; Pezizomycetes; Pezizales; Morchellaceae.
AUGUUUGAAACAUGGGUUAACGAUAAGGAUUACGGGGGACGGGAAGGGGAUGUUUGGCCUUCGGGUCCUGCUGUAGUUAAAGCGAAUCUGAACCUCCUCGGGAAUACUCGUCGAAUUAUCGGAGCUUGGAACGAUCGAAUGCCGUGGUUUUACCUGGAAUUUGGGAUAUUUGUCCUCCUUUGCUGUAGAAUUCUGGACGGAUUACAAAUUUCAAAGGGUCAAAAUGCUGGAGAACCUGGAGAUACCAGAAAGCUUACUGUAGCUACUUCUGUUGUAGGAGAGGAUGCUGACAGGGAUUUGUCGGUUCUGGACCUGAUCCUAGGAUCGCUGGCAUUCAGGGUCGAGACUUUGUUGUCAAUCAAGAUGUUCAUCUUGGCCUCGAACAAGUCAACGAGUCACGUAUUCUAUGCAAGACAGGCUAGAAACAGGAGUUCCAAAAACACCAACCAGUUCUCGAUGGGAUAUGCAUGUUUACAUCAUCCACAAUCACGACGCUCACUCGGGUCAACAAGUCAAACAUUUUUAACCCAAAUUUUGCCCGAAGAGGUCAAAAGGUCUAUGGAGUCCUGGGGUGCCGGUCCCGAGAGCCUGGAACUUCUCCGAUGCUCUGUCAGGACUUAUGUCGCCUUGCCACUUCGAUUACCGCUGUUUCUGCCACUGCACAUACCAUUGGCCAGUAAUGUCAGGAAUAUUAAGAAAGGAAAGGGCCUGCAGUUGGAUGGGGUUUUCGUGCGAUAUGUACGGUGGAUUAUCGCCGGUGCCGAUGUGGAGGCCAGGGAUGGGGACGCUAGUGCUUUACCCAACACCAACGUUAAUACAUUGAUAAACAUGGGGGGCCGAAGAGGGGCAAUAAUAACAGGGCAAUCAUAUCUCUCGGACCAGCGUUGCCUCCCCUCAACAUGCGGAAGUUCUUCCCCGAUCAAAAUGGAUGCGUUAUGGAUUGGCGAAUCCCAUAAUAGCUCCAUUUUCCUGGUGAUACCUGCUCGUACAGCGCCAUUUCGCCAAGGCCUUAUUGGCUUUCCAUAUCACAAGUACGGAAAAGAAAAUCAGCCCGCAAGUCGGGAUAGAGGUUCGUUUCUCCUGCCAUUCUAUACGCCAGUUCGACUGUGCUAUGGUCAUCAGUCACCUGCCUCCCUUGACUUUGGACUCAAUGAUCGUGCGGAUCAAUGCAUUACAGCGGAUAGAGAAGCCUUUUCUACUGGAGAAGCGGUAUCACACGUGUCUGGAUACUGCUGCCAUGCCCUGGUCAGGUGGUAUAUCAUAAUCUUUGGGAAUGAAGCAACAGGUCAUCGUAACAAUACUUAG